CCUCCUCCGCGGGAAACAAAAAUGGCGAGGGGCUGUGCUGGGGCCGGGCUGCCCGUGAGGCGGGUCUGACCGUCCCUCGCCGCCUUCCGCCUCGGCUCCGCGCCCGGGGGCCCGCUGCGCACCGAGCGCCUGGCCGUACCGCGCCGCGCCGCCGGGGGAGGCACCCGAGCUCGCCGAUUUCCCUGUAUGAGGCGGUUGGCACCACUGGAGAGACCGAAUGAGGAUAUUGUCCGAGUAGGCUGCGUUUGCUCGAGUGCGAAGGGAACAGCACAAAGAGGCCUUCCUUGCCGGAAAUGGAGGGGAAGUGUGUCUGAGCAAAACACAACAGGAGAAGAAUUAUGAAACCACAGAGACUCCGCAGCGGUGGGAAAUUCACUGGUCCAGAAGCGCUCUCCUUCUCGUCGCAGCCACAAGAGCUCAGCGUCUCUGGCCAAGCUGUCGGUCCAUGAUGGACAGAAAGCCAAAAAGCCACUUUGUAAAUUUGAGGAAGGUCAGGAUGUCCUAGCUAGAUGGUCAGAUGGCUUGUUUUAUCUUGGAACUAUCAAAAAGAUAAACAAACUGAAACAGAACUGCUUCGUCAUAUUUGAAGACAGUUCCAAAUCCUGGGUUCUCUGGAAGGACAUACAAACAGGAGCCACUGAGAGUGGGGAAAUGGUCUGUACAAUAUGUCAGGAAGAGUAUUCAGAAGCACCAAAUGAAAUGGUUAUAUGUGAUAAAUGUGGGCAAGGUUACCAUCAGCUGUGUCACACACCAAAUAUUGAUUCCAGCGUGAUUGAUUCAGAUGAUAAAUGGCUCUGUCGACAGUGUGUAUUUGCAACAACAACAAAGAGAGGUGGUGCGCUUAAGAAAGGACCAAAUGCCAAAGCACUGCAAGUCAUGAAACAAACGUUACCAUAUAAUGCAACAGACCUUGAGUGGGAUGCAGGUCAUAAAACCAACGUCCAGCAGUGUUACUGCUAUUGUGGAGGACCUGGAGACUGGUAUCUAAAGAUGUUGCAGUGCUGCAAAUGUAAACAGUGGUUUCAUGAGGCUUGUGUGCAGUGCCUCCAAAAGCCAAUGCUUUUUGGUGACAGGUUUUAUACGUUCAUUUGCUCAGUUUGCAGUUCUGGACCAGAAUACCUCAAACGUUUACCCUUGAGAUGGGUAGAUAUAGCACAUCUAUGCCUUUACAACCUAAGUGUUAUUCAUAAAAAGAAAUAUUUUGAUUCGGAGCUUGAACUUAUGGCCUACAUUAAUGAAAACUGGGAUAGAUUGCAUCCUGGUGAGCUGGCAGACACACCAAAAUCUGAAAGAUAUGAGCAUGUCCUGGAGGCAUUAAAUGAUUACAAGACUAUGUUUAUGUCUGGAAAAGAAAUAAAGAAAAAGAAGCAUUUGUUUGGCUUGAGAAUUCGAGUUCCUCCUGUGCCACCGAAUGCUGCUUUAAAGGCUGAUAAAGAGCCAGAAGGAACUUCACAUGAGUUCAAAAUUAAAGGCAGAAAGUCAUCUAAACCAAUCCCUGAUGUGAGGGAAUUAAGUAAUGGUAUAGAAAGAAAGGGGAAAAAAAAAUCAGUAGGUCGUCCACCCGGUCCCUAUACAAGAAAAAUGAUUCACAAAACUCCAGAGUCAUCUCCUCUGGAUAAUGAACCAGUUCCAGUGAUAGAGAACCCAGCCUUGGAAUUACCCUGCACUGUUGGGAAAUCUGAUGGAACUGCACAUUCAUCCAAUACCUCAGAUGUGGAAUCCACAGGUGCUGCCAGUAUGAAAGAAACUACCUCAUCUAACAUUUCCAGACAUUAUAGUUUAUCUGACUCGAGAAAAAGGACUCGAACAGGAAGAACUUGGCCUGCUGCAAUACCACAUUUGAGGAGGAGAGGCCGCUUUCCACGAAAAGCACUCCAGACUCAAAAUUCAGAAAUUGUCAAAGAUGAUGAGAGCAAGGAAGAUUACCAGUAUGAUGAACUCAAUACAGAGAUACUUAACAACUUAGCAGAUCAGGAGUUACAGCUCAAUCAUCUGAAGAACUCCAUCACUAGUUACUUUGGUGCAGCAGGUAGAAUAGCUUGUGGGGAAAAGUACCGUGUGUUGGCUCGUCGGGUGACACUUGAUGGAAAGGUGCAGUAUCUGGUGGAGUGGGAAGGAGCAACUGCAUCCUGACUGUAGGACUGAACAUUAUGUUCACUGCACUGUCAUCUGUAAGUACAGUUCAUAAUGCAGAGCCACGAGAGAAAUGGUCUUUAAAUGUGUUUCUAAAAAAAAAAAAACAAAAACAAAACCAGUUUAGCCUUAACAUGUAAUUGUUAUCAUUACAGCUCUUGUGAUAAAGACUUAUCUUUUUAAAAUCUGAUCUGAGACUUAAAUUUUUUAAUCUGAACAUUGUUAGAUUGUUUUAGGUCGGGAUAUUUUGGGUUACAAUUGCUUAAAAAUGUGCAUGGUGUUUUAAAAAAGAUGACAUUUUCUAGAGAACAUUCCAUGGAUACAGUUAUUGUGAUUUAGAGAAAAUAUUAUGUAGAUAGCACAAAUAUUUGAAAAAUCUUGGUUUGUUUUCUUACCCAAAUGUUUGCAGAAAUGUAUUUCUAUUUCAAUACUUUCUAGAUUUCAUAAGUGCAGUGUAUAUAAUGCCUACUGAAGACUGUAAAAUACUGAAGUUUCUUUCAAACAAAGUGUAAAAAAAAAAAAAAAAAAUAUAUUGAGCCUGUAAAUUGCUCUGUGACCAGACUUCAUUGUCGUCUUAAUAUAUUCAGUGUGUGUGCGUGUGUGUGUGCUGUAUACUGAGGUGUAUAUGCACACACAGCCCUGGCGUGUAUAUAGAUGUGUGAUUGUGACCUAUGCAAUACAAAUUAUGGGAUCGGUCAGCUUCUGAGAACACAUCCCAUAAUUCUUUUUUCAGGAAUAGUUGUCAGUAUUUACACAGCAGCAUUUCUUCUCAGGCUUAUUGGGUGCUGUUGCUUUUUAUGUACUAAGGAAAAGUGUCCAACCAGUGCAGCGUGUUCUGGCAGUGGGUGCAGUCGAUGAUGGUCAUGUGCUCUACAUUCCAUUAUUUUCCAUUUGAAUUAACCAAUAAAAAAUAAUGCAGGAUCUAAAGAUUUUGAAAUUAAUUCUACUGGAUAUAACAAUUUGGAAGCUCUUGUGGCACUCUGAUUGUAAAUUUCAUGUCCCAGUUAUAAAGUAAGUUGACAGGAGUCAUGCAGGAUUUCUACAUACCCGUAGAACAGUCAUAUUUUGAUAAAUGUAAUAUGAAUUAAGUGUAUUAUUGCACAGGGUCAACAAAUGUUGCCAUUUGAAGUAACGUUACUGAUUUUAUUACAACAUUACCUCUUUUGUGUUUAUAAAAUGUACCAAGUUUUAAAUUGGUAAGAUUAUUUUACUUGUUAAAAAAAAGUCAAAAAGUCUCUUGCCAGUAUUAGAUAUUUUUUCUUUGUCUGCUACUUUUGAGGGGGUUUUAGCCAAAGAGUAAACAGAAGAAUAUUUUUACUUUGGUGGUUAUUCACUGUACUGUAUAAGGUUAGUUUUCUUACAUGCUUACAGUUUGCCACCAAAAUAAAAUUAUGUAACAUUAGCAAAUGACAGUGUGGUUUAAAGUGUACUGCCUGAGUUAGUACUUAUUUAUUCCAUUACUUGGUUAUUUGACUUUCUCUGCUCGUCUUGAACAUCUUGAAAAGGUGACUUUUUUUCUGAAUUUUUUUUGUCACCUUAUAGCCAAAGGAAGCAGAGAAAGCUUUUUAUCCUGUGUUUGGCUUAUGGCUGGAUGGGUUAUAUUAGCUUUAUAAAAAUGCUAAUUAAAAACUCCCACUUCUGUUUACCUUCACUAAAAUGUGUGGGUUUUUUCUCACACCCUCAGCUAUUAAUUUAAUGUUGCCUUGCCUAUAGCUGCAAUAUUUUGAUAACACAGCAACUUCAUGUUAAUUUUUGAAUGUUUAUAUCUUGAGAUAAUGCAAAAUGUAAAGCCUUUGUAACCUUACUCACACCAUCUGUAUUUGUCUUUAUUGUUUCACUUUAUCCAAGUCCUUUAAUUCUAACUGAACACCAGCAGUAUUUUUCAUAAAUAUUCAUUUAAAGAUAAAUAUUGGAAUGUACUUGGGGACUUAAGUGGGGGAGGUGUGGGGAGAAAAUACUUGUCAAACUUCAGCUGUCCAUAGGCCUAACUAUUGUGAAUGUUGUUUUCAUUUUAUUACGGUGGUUGACUUAACUCUGAUGUUCAGUUUGUAUUUUUGGAAUUGCUUUUCUCUUAGAAUUAAAAGACCAACAUUAAAUGUGUGUAUUUUUUGA
Molecule: messenger RNA, 4245 nt
Organism: Camarhynchus parvulus
Lineage: Eukaryota; Metazoa; Chordata; Aves; Passeriformes; Thraupidae
Gene: MTF2
Product: metal response element binding transcription factor 2
Exons: 17
Coding region: 652-2133 (493 amino acids)
Biological process (GO): regulation of DNA-templated transcription; chromatin organization
Cellular component (GO): nucleus
Molecular function (GO): chromatin binding; DNA binding
Source: RefSeq, a predicted model, not a curated record